CUGGCUUGUUUCUGGUUGGGUCACCUGGUGAGAAAGGCCACUACCCACCUUUUUGUGUGUGUGUGUGUGUGUGUGUGUGUGUGUGUAGGGGGUGGGGGUGUUUGUUGCUUAAAAGUAUUUCUGUUCCGUCUGUUUGGUUUGAUAAGACCUGCCUGAGCUGUCAGGACUCGUUUCACUUUGUCCAGCUUUGGAUCUUUCCCAUGAUGGUUCCACGUUCCUUGAACUGGAUUGUUUUGCUUGUUUUUGUGCUACAGCUUGUUGCUGCCGUGGGGGCAAAUCCUGGAAACAGUCCAGUCAGGAAAAAAAGAGACUGGAUUCUCCCUCCAAAGAUUCUGAGAGAAAAUCAAGAUUACACAAAAGAGCUGUCAAUCGCCAGGGUCCGAUCAGACUUUGAUUAUGGGGAAAAUGUUGUGUACUCCCUCAGAGGUAUAGGUGCAGACAAACCUCCCUUCCAUUUGUUUGUAGUCAAUCCUGCGAAUGGAAACGUUCGAGUGACAGAUGUCCUCGACAGGGAGAAGAUCGACUUGUAUGUGCUGUCAGGCUACGCUACAUAUAAAAAUGGCACAGAAGCAGAGAAAAAAAUUGAUGUUCGAAUCAAAGUUGAAGAUGAGAAUGACAAUCCUCCAGUAUUUGGAAAGAUUCCUGCUUGUAUGGUAAAAGAACGCAGUCCCAAAGGGACUGUUGCUAUGACACUCAAUGCCACCGAUGCUGAUGAAAAAAACAACGUGAAUUCUAAAAUUGCCUACUCUCUCAUAUCUCAGCAACCAUCUCAAGGCGUUUUUAAUGUAAACAAGGAUGGUGCCAUCUACAUCCAAAACGCCGUGCUGGAUAGAGAGACAAUAGACCAGUACAUUCUGACUGUGAUGGCUAAGGACUUGUACGGUGAGCCAGGUGGACACGAAGCAACAGCCACAGUCACCAUUAAUAUAGGAGAUGUAAACGACAAUCUUCCAACUCUGGAAAAGGAUGAGUAUGAGGGAAACAUCAUGGAAAACCAGUUUGGUGUGGAAGUGAUGAGGUUCAAAACGGAGGACUUGGACCAGCAGGGGACAGAAAACUGGGAGGUUGUUUUUGAACUUGUCCAAGGCAACGAGGCGGGGUAUUUUAGCAUAAAAACAGACCCCAAGACCAAUGAAGGCAUCCUUAUACUUGAAAAGCCUGUGGAUUAUGAGAAGCUGAAGGACCUUGAUUUGGGUGUGGCAGUGAGGAACAAGGCUCAAUUUUAUGACGGAUCUGACUUAAGCAAUGUAGCUGAUGUUAAUUUUGGAGGGGAAGGAGGUGGUGCUGGUGGUGGUGCCGGUGGUGCUGGUGGUGCCGGUGGUGCUGGUGGUGGUGCCGGUGCCGGUGGUGCUGGUGGUGGUGCCGGUGCCGGUGGUGCUGGUGGUGGUGCCGGUGGUGCUGGUGGUGCUGGUGCUGCCAGUGGUGCCGGUGGUGCUGGAGGUCCUGGUGGGGCUGGUGGUCCAAGUGGUGCCACUGGUGCUACUGGUGCUAAUGGAGGACCUGGAAGAUCACCAAGUGGAGUAAAAACUUAUCCCAUUAAAAUCAAUGUGAAAAAUCAGCCGGAGGGACCACAUUUUGAACCCAAAGUUAAAGCCAUUUUAGUCCCCAAAGAAGACAGCGCCAUUGACUUAACAAAACCCAUUGCCUAUUACCCUGCCCUCGAUGGGGACACUGGAAAACCCGCUGAGAACGUCAUGUAUGCCAAGGGCUCGGACCCUGACAACUGGUUUUCCAUUGACUCAAACACAGCAGCCAUCAAACUCAACAAGGUGCCUGACAGAGAAUCUCCAUUCCUCGUCAAUGGAACAUAUAUUGCUGAAAUUCUCUCCAUUACAAAUGACAUACCAACUAAAACAGCUACUGGCACUAUAGCCAUCCAGGUGGAAGAUUUUAAUGACCGUUGCCCUAGACUGACCAGCCAAAGCCAGACGAUGUGCACCGACCAAAAUAUGGUUAUUGUUACUGCUGAAGACGGGGAUGCAUUCCCUAACGGACCUCCUUUUCACUUUAGUAUUGCCCCUGAGGGGACUGAAGGAGCGUGGUAUUUGGAACACCUCAAUGAGACUUCAGUUAUUGCAAGGACUGGAAAGGCUAUGAUGCCUGGUUCAUACAAGUUACGACUUUUGGUGAGGGAUCAGCAGGGAAAAGCUUGUCCAACGCCACAGAAACUGACCGUCAAAGUUUGUUCAUGUGGAGAAGAUGGUUCAUGUAGAAAGGAAGAACCUGGAAUAAUCAGGGGUCAGGUGAACAAAAGGGCAAAAUUAGGACCUGCAGCCAUUGGAUUUCUGUUUCUGGCCUUGUUACUAUUACUGCUCAUUCCGAUAUUGUUGCUAGCGUGCAACUGUAACUCCAGCAAGCCUUUUAUUGACCUACCUUUCGACCCUAAGACGCAUCUCAUUAAUUACCAAACUGAGGGCCGAGGACUUCUGGACUUGGAUGGUGUGUUCAAACCCAACCCAGUUCAGAAACUCUUGACAAGUAAACAAGAACUGGUAGAAUCUCAGUAUGACAGUUUCACGAAUGUGAACAAUUUGGGCGCACGACAAGAGUAUAACUACAGAGACGGUAACGACAGAAUAGAACAGUGGGGCCUCAUUAAAGAGUCAGAACAAGAACAAAUCAUGAACCUAUCAGGAAGUGGCACAUACCAUAUGGCUCAAAGAAGAGAAUCAGGGGGCCAUUCACUGGGUCAUUCUCUGUCAGACAACAUUUUGAAGGACAUCUUCAACAAUAAAGUCAACAACUUAUACUAUGAGGCUGACGACACUUGUCAGGUGCAUUCCUAUGAGGAUUGUGAAUCCGUUCCUGGCUCCCUUAGCAGUGACAGCUUACUUGGUUGUGACAACGACUUGCAGUUCCUGGACAAUCUUGGACUGAAGUUCAAGACUCUUGCUGAGAUAUGUGGAGGUGGCACGGUCUUGAAUGAUGUGAACCAAGUGGUCACUUCUCUGCCUAAUGCUUCAGUACCUAAGAUCCAAACAUCACAAUCCCAUUUGGUAAGUCAUCAGCAGCCAUCCCAUCCAUCAACACUGCUGCCAACCAACCUCCAAACAGAACGCAAAAUGGUGAGAGAAACAGCUGAGCAAUCUCAAAUGAUGGAGGAAAACAUGGCCAUGGUGAAGGAGGAAAUGGGCUCUGCAAAUUUAGGGAUGAGAUCUCAAAGUCAAAUGCUCCUUGCACAACAGCAGCAGCAGCAGCCUAUCUACUACACCACCACACCUGUUCUGCAGCCCAUGCACUAUGUUGUUCAGCCAUCCUUGCAGAACGCUGUGAUAAUGGCGGAGGCACCUGCCACCAACCUUCAAGACAUGCUGCUGGUUACUGGCCCUGAAACUAUACCUUCCCAAAGUGUCUUUGUUCAAGGCCAGCCACUGAUGUCCAGUCCACCGGUCCAUGGCUUUAGUACAGUGCUAAUGGACAACAGUGGGAAUCAUGGAAACACCAUCAACUUGGUAAAUGCUGGAAACCUGUCUGGGACCCAAACUAUGAUGGUCAUUGGCAGUAAGGCCCCAGAUGGUUCAGUAAAAAUGUUUAAUGGGAGCCAGGCUGGCUUCAUUCAAGAAGGACUGCUAAUGACAAGAGAUGUAUCAGGAUCCCAACAAUUCCUGAUGGUUGAAGAUCCAGCAAAUAUACAGCAACAGAUUAAAGAGGGAGGGUGUGUCUUCCAGAAGAGGGAAAUUCUUGCGUCAGACAUAGUUCAAGGCAGCAAAAAGGGCACAUCCACUGCAUCUGAGAACAGCAAGUCUUCCACCACUGUAAAGACUACAUCCACCAUUCGUAACACGGCAGCGAAGAAGACAAGAGAUAUGGCCUGAAAGAUGUGCCAAGGUCCAGAUUCUGAACAGACCAAGCAGAUUGUUUCUCUGGUCCAUUCCUGAUGGUGUUGGGAUGCCGAUGAAGCUCAGGUAACUGAAUGUAUCAGACAGAGUUACGGUGGCAUGUAAAAGGGCCUGGUUAAAAUUUAAUUUGAUGUAAACUUUUGAAAGAGGAAGUAUGAACUUGAUCUCUGCAUAGGUAAUACUUAAAGACCAAACAUUUAUUUUAAUAUUUAAACCACUGAAUGAACAAUAACAUUUUGCAGACUUGAGCCGGGCUUACACUGAGGUCUAGUCCACACGUAGCCGGGUUUUUAAAAAAACGAAUAUCCGCCCCUCCAAAAACUUGCAUCCACACCACCGCGUUUUAAAAACAAACUCUGUCCACACGUACCCGGAUAAAUACGUUGUUAAGGACAUGCCAGACCUGUAGGCGGCAGUACUUCCCCCGUUCUUAACCUCGUCCUUCGUCUGUGGUCUUCCGCAAGGAGCAGUAAUUCCGCUUGCAAAAACAAACAAGCAAAAAGCGCUUGGACAAUUGAUGGAUCGGGUAGUGACAGAGCGCAGCUCUGAGGGCUUCCAUGAUGUCGGCUAGUGUAAACACAGGUCGCACACGUGAUGUCAGCAUUUUUUGUCGCGGAAAGUGACGUUGCGGACCUUAAAACUCCGGUUUUGUCUGUCCACACGCAGACACCCAAAACAGAGAAAACGCAGAUCUUCACUUUGGCCGGAGUUUUUAAAAAGAUCCGUUUUCGUGUGGAUGACAGGCCGCAGAUCCCCGGCUACGUGUGGACAGGGCCUGAGUCUCUUUUACUCGUAGCAUUCAGCUCCAUCUCACACUGUAUGACCCAGUUCUCUGAUGUGACCUGACUGCUCACACUGUACGUCUGGUAGCAACAUGUCGGAUCUUCAAGUCUGAAGACUUUUUCAUUAUGUGCAGAGAAAAGUGUAAAAAAAACCAAACGAUGUGCGUUGAUACAAAAAUAGCUGGUGAGCCGUGUUGACACAUGCGCUGUGGGGGCAGUUUUGGUACUUUUGGGUCAUAGCACUGCUUUAACAGUACAAAACCCUCAAAAGAAACAAGCAAAAUGUCAAACAUGUUUGAUAUUCGUGCGACCGCACUAUUGAUGGUCGUGAGGUGUUAAUCGCUUCUCAUUACCUCCUGUAUACUUCACAACGUAAAACUUGCACUAACCUCAAAGAUUCUCGCAUGAGAGGAAAAUCGGCUCAAAAUGGUGAAAAAGUUGCACAGUGUACGCCCGGCUUCAGACAAAGAAAGGGGUGGGAUGCACAUGUAAUGCCUUGCCUAGGGAAACUUUAACAUGUGGUGCGAAAGCUGGAAUCGACCCUUGGAUCAGCAUAGAGCCAUAGCUGCCGUCAAAUGAACAUAAAAUUUAAACAUGCCAAAUUUAACUUGAUGAAAUACAUUUUGUUUUGCACCUCACUAAAUUACAUCUGUCACUUUGUCACACUGCACAUUAAAAUGGUUUGAAACAAGAAGGUAAAUGAGUUUAUUAUAACUUUUUAUAAAUGUUUUGUCCAGAUUUUACUUUUCAGCUCCAAUCUUUAUUGAGAUGAAAAGGAUUUCUGCCACAGCAUUACAUGUUUGUUUAUAGAUGUUUUUUCUUAGAGGAAAGACAAAUCCAGUCUUCAGAGAACCUAGCUGUUCUCCUACAUAGUUAUCAUUACUGUAAAAACAAACUUUUGCAUGCUGUUGUAAACAGCCUCUAUUCAACCUGGUAAUGGGAUAAAUCACAAAACUGAAAUGGAGAUAAAUUGUUAAUAAGCUAAUUGUAAUUCGAACUCUACUUGUUUUUUUACACACAAAAAUCUGUUGUUAUACUUUAGGAAAGUGACAAUAAUUGCUGUUUGAGUGAACAUUUUUUCUGUGGUUAUGGGGGAGAAAUUCUUUAUUAAUUAAAACAAAUAGUGG
This is a messenger RNA of Nothobranchius furzeri (turquoise killifish), 5748 nucleotides long. RefSeq names its product desmoglein-2.1. Gene Ontology annotation, cellular component: desmosome; plasma membrane. Gene Ontology annotation, molecular function: calcium ion binding. The record is from RefSeq and is a predicted model, not a curated record. NCBI's taxonomy places the organism in Eukaryota, Metazoa, Chordata, Actinopteri, Cyprinodontiformes, Nothobranchiidae. Gene Ontology annotation, biological process: homophilic cell-cell adhesion.